CGCCGCGUUCCGUUCGCCCUCGGCCAGAGGGGACCCGGCCGCCGUGAAGGUGGCGGUGGCGGUACCCCGGCCGGAGCCGCCGCGGAGCGCCCCGAGCAGCAGCAGCAGCAGCGCAGCGGAACUGAGGCGUGAGGCUCUGUAAGUGCCCCCAGGUGACUUCAAUUUCUGUCCUCUACAAAAAAUACCAAAAGAAAUGCAGGAAUGCCUGUCCUAGAAAAAAACAUGCAGAAGAAGGAGAAAGAUUCUUCCAGUAAAGAUGAGACAGUUGUGCCAAAACUUCCAGUUCCACCACUGCAACAGACCUUAUGCAUGUACCUCCAGUGCAUGAAACACUUGGUGCCAGAAGAGCAAUUUAGAAAGACCAAGGGCAUUGUGGAACAGUUUGGGAUUGCAGGAGGCCUGGGGGAAUCGUUACAGCAAAUCCUUGAGGAAAGAAGGGAAAAGACAACAAACUGGGUGUUUAACUACUGGCUGGAUGACAUGUACCUCAACAACCGGCUGCCUCUCCCAGUCAAUUCCAGCCCAGCAAUUAUUUUUGCUCGUCAGUAUUUCAAGGAUAUAAAUGACCAGCUAAGGUUUGCUGCCAAUCUUAUUUCGGGCGUGCAAGACUAUAAAACUUUACUAGACACCCAUGCUUUACCUGUUGAUUUUGCUCGUGGACAGCUGUCUGGUCAUCCUCUCUGUAUGAAGCAAUACUAUGGACUCUUUUCUUCCUAUCGUCUUCCAGGACAUACCAAAGAUACCCUUGUGGCCCAGAAAAGCAGUGUAAUGCCAGAACCAGAGCACAUCAUUGUUGCUUGUAACAACCAGUUUUUUGUUUUGGAUGUUGUCAUUAAUUUCCGUCGUCUCAGUGAGGGAGAUCUUUUCACUCAGUUACGAAAGAUAGCCAAAAUGGCAGAGAAUGAAGAGGAAAUGCUGCCUCCAAUUGGCCUGCUGACAACAGAUGGAAGAACAGAGUGGGCAGAGGCCAGGACGAUCCUUAUGAAAGACUCCACUAACCGUGACUCUCUUGAUAUGAUUGAACGAUGCAUAUGCCUGGUGUGCCUGGACAGCCCAAGCGGGGUGGAACUCAAUGAUACAAACAUGGCAUUGCAACUGCUACAUGGGGGAGGCUACCAUAAAAAUGGGGCCAAUCGCUGGUAUGACAAACCUAUGCAGUUUGUGGUAGGAAGAGAUGGAGUCUGCGGUACUGUGUGUGAACAUUCCCCUUUCGAUGGCAUCGUACUGGUGCAGUGCACUGAACACCUGCUCAAGCACAUGAAAGAAAGCUCCAAGAAAUUAGUCCGAGCUGAUUCAGUAAGUGAGCUUCCUGCUCCACGGAGACUAAGAUGGAAAUGUUCCCCUGAAAUUCAGGCACACUUGGCAUCAUCAGCAGAAAAACUCCAAAGGAUGGUGAAAAAUGUGGACUUUAUCGCCUACAAGUUUGAAAACUAUGGAAAGGAGUUUAUUAAGAAACAAAAGAUUAGCCCGGAUGCCUACAUUCAAGUAGCACUUCAGCUGGCAUUUUACAGAUGCCACAGGAGACUUGUCCCUACCUAUGAAAGUGCUUCCAUACGCCGAUUUGAUGAGGGCAGAGUCGACAAUAUUAGGUCUGCUACCUUGGAAGCAUUUGCUUUUGUAAAAGCAAUGACUGAUGACAAGCCAACUCUAUCGGAUUCCGAGAAGAUGCAGAGAUUUAAGGAUGCAAUUGCAGCUCAGACUAAUUACACCAUUUUGGCUAUUACUGGGAUGGCAAUAGACAAUCAUCUACUAGGGCUAAGAGAGGCGGCACGAGAACACUUCAAGGAACUGCCAGAGAUAUUUACAGAUGAGACAUAUUUGACAAGCAAUCGAUUCAUCCUCUCGACCAGUCAGGUUCCAACUACUAUGGAAAUGUUCUGCUGCUAUGGGCCUGUGGUGCCCAACGGCUACGGGGCAUGUUAUAACCCUCAGCCAGAGCAUAUAUUAUUCUGCAUUUCAAGCUUUAAAGACUGCAAAGAAACCUCCUCAGACAUGCUGGCAAAAUCUGUGGAAGAAAGUCUCCUAGAAAUCAGAGAUCUGUGCAGCAAAUGCAACUCUACUAUGGCAAAGCCACUUGCUAAACAAGAAGAAGCUACACGGUUGCAGUGACCGCAAACUCUAAGAGGCUGUGGGAAUUAUUUUGCUGAAUCCACCCUAUGAAGAAACAAUGACAUAAUUGUUCAAAGGCAAGAUAGUACUAGUAAUAUUUCAGUGUAGAACAAAAAUGCCGUGUGUUUUACAUUAUUGCCAACAUUUAAAGCCCUAUAAAUAUGAAAUCUUCCAUUUCAUGCCUGAGAGUCAGCAAAAAGGUUUGGUCUCACUGGCUGAAAUGAGGGAGGCAGUAAUAUGUGCCUGUAUUGUACUACUAUUUCUAACCAUAAUUGAUUUAUGCCACUUUAUCAUCUAAAAAAAUUAAGUGUGUCUAUGACAUGAAUAAAAUACUACAGCACACCAAUUAAUUAAUAUCCCCUGCAAGUAGUUCUAAACCAUUUUCAUCUGUUCCUGAAAGGUUUGCAUGCAAAGAAAAAAAAAGAAAAAAAAUAGUAGUUUCCCCUACUAGAUAUAUUGAGCAUAACAUUGUAAAUAAUAAGCUGUUGUCAUUAAGUCCUGAAAUUUGCAUGAAGAGUAUUUAAUACCACCAUCCUAUUUCCAACAUUACAAAAGCAGAUAAUUUUAAUAGUGGUCACUAUGUAUUUCUACAAACAACAACGCAUUAUAGGAAAAUUAGAAUAGUAUCUGCAUGUUCCCCCAGUCCAAAAAUGCUGCAGAAGUAGUUUUGCCUUUAUUCUGGUUUGCAACGGCCUCAAGCAUAGGCCCAUCCUGAAAGCAGCAUAUUUGAGAUAACGUCCAUCAAAGAGAACUGGGAGAAUUUUGUCCAUAAUGAAUUGACUUAAUUAUUUCUUCCUGCCAGUGAGCAAGAUCCAAUCUAACAAAGAGGCAAAGCACAAAGCGUAAGUGCAAUUCAAUUCUGCUUAAAACCUGUUUUGUUUGCACAGGAAUGAAUUCUGUCCCUGUGACUAGCAGGACAGCUGUAUGCAACCACAGAAAAUCAAAGAGCAAUAAAUAACUGGAAUGAAGAGGCAAACAUGCAAGUUGAGGAAGUCCCCAAGAUAGAACAAUAAAGACCAGUUUAAAAGCAGUGGUGCUCAUAUCAGCUUUGCAUUAUCCCACCUGGGAAGGAUUUAUAUUUCAUUUUUUUAAUAUCACAUACAAGGUAUCAUAUUCUGCAACAUACAGUAAAUUCAAUUGCAAAAAUAAUAUAGUGCCUGCUAAUUCCCACCUUUUCUAUGUGUGUUAUCCUGAGUUUUUUCUCAUAUCUCUUUAACUCCCUACAAAUCCUUCCAAGGACCGGUAUUUUCAGAUACCAUAUCUCUAGCUGAAACAUGUUGCCUUGCUUAGCACUGUUCAGUCAUAAUUGUUAGAAUAUAACUUGGUAACAGACUAAAACACUUACUAACUGAAUCCAGCGCUGAUCUUUCAUUAGACACACUGGAGCACACUUGGAAGUCUGCACAGGGACUUGCAUGUGGAGAAGUGGAGCCUUGUUUUCUUCCUUUGUACACUGAACAAUCAUGUGCUUAAGCACUCAUAGGCCUAAAAGCAAGGGAAUAGAUUUAUUACAAUAAACUAGAAGCACAGAUAUGUUUCUAUCUAAGAACUCUAGAUACUGACUUAGUAGAUUACUUACGCCCAUACUUAUUUUAUUGCCUCUUUCAAGUUGCAUACAUCCAAUUAAACAGCCUGCUGAACAAAAGCUAUCCACAACCCCACAUAGGAAAGCACAGCGAGCCUAAUAAUCAAUCAGAGCAAGUCAGCUAUGUUUGAGCAAAUCAACUAUGUUGAUUUACAGUGAUUGAGGGCUGGGCUCUUUUUU
Oxyura jamaicensis (ruddy duck) is the source of this 3874-nucleotide messenger RNA. RefSeq names its product choline O-acetyltransferase (gene CHAT). Gene Ontology annotation, biological process: acetylcholine biosynthetic process; neuromuscular synaptic transmission. Gene Ontology annotation, molecular function: choline O-acetyltransferase activity. The record is from RefSeq and is a predicted model, not a curated record. The transcript has 16 exons. Lineage: Eukaryota; Metazoa; Chordata; Aves; Anseriformes; Anatidae. Gene Ontology annotation, cellular component: cytoplasm; neuron projection. The coding region runs from base 202 to 2109 and encodes 635 amino acids.